GUAAUGGACUUGUGUAGUAAACGUAUAAUAUCCAAGAUGGGUGCAAACAGAAUUAAGAAGGGAGAGAGGGGUGAGGUGACAAAGUACAUCACAAGGAAUAAGGCCAUCAAAAGGCUGCAGCUUUCUCUUCAUGACUUCCGUCGUCUUUGUAUUCUAAAGGGUAUCUACCCACGUGAGCCCAAGCACAGAAAGAGAGUCCAGAAGGGUAACAGUGAAUAUAAAACCCAGUAUUAUUUGAAGGAUAUCCAGUUCUUAAGCCACGAGCCUCUCAUUUCAAAGUUUCGAGCACAGAGGGCCCAUCUCAAAAAAAUAAGAAGUGCUGUUGGAAAACGGGAUAAGCAUGAGUACAAAAAACUCAGAAAGUCUAAGCCAACUUAUAAAAUAGAUCACUUGGUGCGAGAACGUUACCCAACUUUUGUUGAUGCCCUACGGGACUUGGAUGAUCCAUUGACUCUUUGUUUUCUGUUUGCAAGGUUGAAUAAAAAAAGAUUCUUAACAGAAGUUAUGAUCAUGUAUUGCCGUCGGCUAACUGUAGAGUUCAUGCACUACGUUAUAGCAGCAAAGGCACUCAGGAAAGUUUUUAUUUCAAUCAAGGGAUACUACUAUCAAGCUGAUAUCAUGGGACAGACUGUUACAUGGAUUGUACCACAUCCUUUCAGACCUGAGAACACUACAGAAGUUGACUUCAACAUAAUGAAACUGUUCACAGAAUUUUACAUCUGUAUGUUGGGUUUUGUCAAUUACAGACUUUACCAGAGUUUGAACUUGUUUUAUCCACCCAAGUUAGCUGCAGAGGAAGAAAAAGAAACUCAAGAGACUGAGGCUGAAGAUCGUGGUGAAAAUGAGCUCGAGAAGGUUCUUAUCAGUGAGCGGAUUGCCUGUUUGAACUUGAAUUUACGGAAGAACAAAGAGGAGGAAGAUGAAGGAGAGACCUUGGACAUGCAUCUAUUGGAAGAAAGUGUGCAGAAUGUGAAAAUGGCAAUGGAUGAAGAGGAAAAGCUAAACAAAUUCAAGAAUCUUUUCAAGAAUAUGAAAUUCUUUUUGGGGAGGGAAACUAACAUGGAGUCACUCACCUUUGUUAUCAAAUCUUUUGGUGGACAGGUGUCAUGGGACGAAGCUGUUGCUGAAGGUUCUAUGUACCCAGAAUCAGAUGAAACCAUCACACAUCAGAUUACUGAUCGUCCAAAUGUGGAGAGAAAAUAUCUCUCAAGGUAUUAUGUGCAACCUCAGUGGAUUUACGACUGUAUCAAUGCUCGGAUGUUCUUGCCAGUUCAAGAUUAUUUCCCAGGAGUAACUCUUCCUCCUCAUCUGUCACCAUUUGACAUUGUUACUGAUCUUUAUGUUCCUCCCGAGAAGGAAAAGCUUGAAGCAAUGAAAAGAGGUGAUAUUCCAGUUCAUGCAUUCCCUCAAGAAGAAAGCAGUGAUGAGGAGUCAGAUCAUGAAAUAGUAGAUGGUGAUGAGGAAGCUGAAGUGGAUGUGCCAGAAGAAGAGGAGCCUGGAAAUGCAGAAGAAGAGAAAGAACCAGAAGAAGAAAUAGAUCCGGAGAAGAAAACAUUACUCAAAGAAAUGGAAGUGAAACCUGGUAUCCAUGUCAGGCCCAAAGACACGUCUUGGAAGGAUGAACAAGACCAUUAUAGAUUGUCAGUUUCAAUGAUCCCAAGAAAGAAGAAGAGAAUAUACCGUAAGUUGAAGAGGCAAGAGAACAAGCAGUUUUGCAAAGCUGAGAAUCUGCGUUUGAGGAGAUUAUCAAUUGAGAAAGAGAAGGCAAAGAAAGCUGAAAAUGUGAAGAAGAAGAAAGCAAACCAAGAAGAGAAACUGUUAAAGGAGAGGACCAAGCAGAAAGCACAGUAACUUGUUAAGUAGCUUAACCAGAUUAUUUAGUUAUUUGUGAUUAUUCAGAGAAUAAUUAAGAUAUUUGUGCGAUCUGUUCUAUGUUAUUUUAUAAAUUGAGGAUAUAUCAA
Molecule: messenger RNA, 1961 nt
Organism: Macrobrachium nipponense
Lineage: Eukaryota; Metazoa; Arthropoda; Malacostraca; Decapoda; Palaemonidae
Product: pescadillo-like
Exons: 10
Coding region: 4-1851 (615 amino acids)
Biological process (GO): maturation of LSU-rRNA from tricistronic rRNA transcript (SSU-rRNA, 5.8S rRNA, LSU-rRNA); ribosome biogenesis
Cellular component (GO): PeBoW complex; nucleolus
Molecular function (GO): RNA binding
Source: RefSeq, a predicted model, not a curated record